Molecule: messenger RNA, 2048 nt
Organism: Aquila chrysaetos chrysaetos
Lineage: Eukaryota; Metazoa; Chordata; Aves; Accipitriformes; Accipitridae
Product: serine/arginine repetitive matrix protein 1-like
Cellular component (GO): nucleus
Source: RefSeq, a predicted model, not a curated record
GCCCCCGCCUCGGCACUUCGCAGCCACCCCUGCGAGGCGGUGGCCGCCUCAGAGCGGGCGGCAGGUGGCCGAGGGCGUCCCUGCCCGUAGUUGGGGCGCACGCAGGCCAGCGGUGCUGAUGUCACAGUGGCCACUGUGACCCGCGGGGGCAAGCCCACAAGAAGGAACGCUGGGCACAGGCCGUCCGUCAGUGCGAGCCGAGUCGGCAGAGGAGCGUUUGGAGGAGACACCCGGCGCUGCUGGGACAGGGACUCUCCGAGCGCUCGCCGUUGACGUGCGCCAUGUCCGCGAGGAAGCAGACGGCCCCCGACUCGAUGGAGCAGGCGUGCCUGCUGUGUCGCCGGGCAGAGGCUGACCCGGCUCUCUGCGGGGACAAACUGGAGAAGCGAGGGCUCUGUGCCCACGUCUUUUGCCUGCUUUUUGCCAACGAGCUUUUUCAGCGAGGGGACAGGGAAGCAGGACUCAUGGGAUUUCUCCCCGAGGAUAUUCGACGUACAAGCGCGGCAGCGCAGAAGCACUGCUUCGUCUGUGGCGAGAGCGGGGCCGCCAUCUCCUGCUGGGAAAUGGGCUGCGACCGCAGCUUCCAUCUCCCCUGUGCCGUGGAGGGUGGAUGCGUCACCCAGUUCGCUCUUCGGUACAGGGCCUACUGCUGGCAGCACCGCCCAGAGCAGGCAGGGGAGGCGGCUCCGGAGGAGAACACCACCUGCCUCAUCUGCCUGGACCUCGUGGAGGAGAGAAAGUCCUACGGCACCAUGGUGUGCCCAGCGUGCAAACACGCCUGGUUCCACAGGGGCUGCAUCCAGGGACAGGCUCUGUGCGCCGGCAUUUCUUGCUUCCAGUGCCCACUCUGUAGAGAUAAGGAGCUCUUUCUCUCGGAAAUGCUCACCAUGGGCAUCCGAAUCCCCUUCGGCCCUGGCAACUGCUCCUGUGCUGCUCCUUCGCUGCCGAGGGCACCCACAGACGCUGCUUCCGACCUGAGGAGCAGCACGGCCAGCUGGGAGUGCGACGCGUGUGUGCUGGCCUGGGCACCGCCUCCAGUGCCAGCUCGGAGCUCGCCGGCCCCAGCGCUGCCGGCCAGGCAGGAUCGGGCCUUCCCACGGCUCGCCGGCACCCGACACCAGCAGCCCCAGCACCGCCAGCCAGCUGCCAGCGGGGUCCUCCUGCGGCUCCCCAGCGCUGGAGACCACAGCCCCCCACUGGGAGCCAGGCGGAAUUCGGGCCACCCACGGCUCCCUGGCACCGCAGACGCAGCCCCGGCAAUGCAGCAUCAGGGCCGUCCCAAGGCUCCCCAGUGCUUGAGGGCAGCAGCCGCUCCAGCCCCCCUGGGCCACCGCGUGCGAAACAGCUCCCGCUUCCAACGCCGGGCCCAACAUCCCUACAGCCGGCCCGGAAGAUGCCACGACAGGAGCCGUGCGCCAGCACCAAGUGCUGAGAGCAGCACCCCCAGCCAGGCGCGCUGGGGCCUUCCCACAGCUCCCCCACCCGAGACCAGCAGCCCCAGCACCGCCAGCCAGCUGCCAGUGGGGUCCUCCAGCGGCUCCCCACCAGACCAGCAGCCCCAGCACCGCCAGCCAGGCACAUCGGGGUCCUCCUGCGGCUCCCCACCACUUCAGGGCAGCAGCUGCUCCAGCCCCCCUGGGCCCGUGCGGGUGCGAGACCGCUCCCGCUUCCAACGCCGGGCCCAACAUCCCUACAGCCCGCCCGGAAGACGCCACGACAGGAGCCGUGCGCCAGCACCAAGUGCUGAGAGCAGCACCCCCAGCCAGGCGGCGCUGGGGCCGUCCCACAGCUCCCCGGCACCCGAGACCAGCAGCCCCAGCACCGCCAGCCAGGCAGCAUCGGGGUCCUCCAGCGGCUCCCCAGCGCUCGAGAGCAGCAGAAGCUCCAGCCCCCCUGGGCCCGUGCGGGUGCGAGACCGCUCCCGCUUGCAACGCCGGGAGCAAAACCCCUACAACAGCCGGCCCGGACGCCGCCGCGGACCAGCCGUGCGCCAUCCCCGAGCGCUGGUCCUGAUCCCCCUCCACCCGUACAAUAAAGUUGGCCGUUAA